Molecule: messenger RNA, 2316 nt
Organism: Histoplasma capsulatum G186AR
Lineage: Eukaryota; Fungi; Ascomycota; Eurotiomycetes; Onygenales; Ajellomycetaceae
Product: ATP-dependent RNA helicase MAK5
Exons: 3
Coding region: 1-2316 (771 amino acids)
Cellular component (GO): nucleolus
Molecular function (GO): RNA helicase activity; nucleic acid binding; ATP binding
Source: RefSeq, a predicted model, not a curated record
AUGGCUAAAAAAAGAGCUCGCUUCGCUCAAGAUCUGUCUCAUAAGUCCAAGAAACGCCAGCGGGUUGAGGCUACUGGAGAUGACGGAGAAAUCGUCGGAAUUGACCAGCUCGAUUGGAAAGAGGUCGCCUUGCCUGACCGAUUAGAGGAUGCAGAGGGAUUCUUCGGUUUGGAGGAAAUUGAUGGUGUGGACCUUGUGCGGCCGAUAGGAAAUGGAGAGAUCAAAUUUAAGGCUGCCAGGAAUAGGGUGAAGAAGAAUGUUGCCAACAGUAUAUCGUCAAAUACGGAACACGAGGACGGUGAAUGGAGUGGGAUUUCGGACGAUGAAGAACCUGCAGAUGACAAGGUACAUAGCGGCAAAGGAAAACAAACAAAUGUGGAUAAAAUUGAGACAAAGGAAGAUAAAGAGAAGAAAUCAAAGAAGCAGAGUAAAAAGGACGUGAAGCUUAUGGAUGCCGAAAUCCAGAGCAAAAAAAAGCCUGCCCCCAAACAUGAUAUCCAAUCGGGAAUAUCGUUUGAGGCUUUGGAGGACGAGGUUGACGGGGACGAAGUGGACGUCUCACGCUGGGACCCUCUGGACAUAUCGGCAGAGAUUCAGACAAGCCUGUCGAAGCUCAGAUUUGCAAAGCCCACUCCGAUCCAGACAGCUUGCAUACCCCUUAUCGCUUCAGGUCAUGACGUUGUUGGGAAAGCUUCAACAGGUUCUGGCAAGACGUUGGCAUUUGGUAUUCCUAUAUUGGAAUACUAUCUAAAGAAUCGCUGCGAGGAACCAGUGCAGCAUAAUCAUGGAGAGUUGUCGAGCAAAUAUCCGAUUGCGCUGAUCCUAUCACCGACCAGAGAGCUCGCCCACCAACUAUCUAAACAUAUUACGGCACUCUGUACCAAUGCCCCUAACAUAAACGCGAGAAUAGCUUUGUUGACUGGUGGUCUUUCCGUUCAAAAACAACAACGAGUUCUGGCAAAUGCGGAUAUUGUUAUUGGAACACCAGGUCGUUUAUGGGAUGUUAUCAGCACUGGACAUGGCUUAUUACGAAAGUUUCAAAAUAUCAAGUUUCUUGUUAUCGAUGAAGCUGAUCGACUGCUCAGUGAAGGACACUUCAAGGAGGUAGAGGAGAUACUAACUGCCCUUGAUAGAAAGGAAAUCCAUGACAAAGUUACUGCUGAUUCGGAGAGUGAGGAUGAUGCUUCCAAGGUGUCUCCUAGGCAGACACUCGUUUUCUCAGCAACCUUUCACAAAGGAUUGCAGCAGAAGCUGGCGGGAAAGGGUCGUUACUUUGAUGGAGAUCUACUCGAUGACAAGCAGUCGAUGGAAUAUCUCCUCAAAAAGCUCAAUUUCAGAGAAGACAGACCGAAAUUCAUUGACGUGAAUCCAGUUGCUCAAAUGGCGGAGAACCUCAAGGAAGGUCUUGUGGAAUGUCCGGCUAUGGAGAAGGACUUAUAUCUUUACACCCUCAUGCUCUACCACCCGCAACACCGUACACUGGUAUUCACAAAUUCUAUCUCUGCCGUCCGCCGCCUAACAGUCUUCCUCCAAAAUCUCAAUCUCCCCGCCCUUGCCUUACAUUCCUCCAUGGCCCAGAAGGCUCGUCUCCGCUCUGUCGAACGCUUUUCCUCUCCAACCGCGGACCCCUCCUCCAUCCUAGUCGCAACUGACGUCGCCGCUCGAGGUCUGGACAUCAAAGGUAUCGACCUGAUCAUUCACUAUCACGUCCCCCGCACUGCAGAUACAUACGUGCACCGCUCCGGCCGCACAGCCCGCGCCUCCGCCUCGGGAAAAUCCAUCCUCCUCUGCGCACCCGAGGAAAUCGUCGGCGUGGCGCGCCUAGCUGCGAAAGUCCACGCUUCCUCAACUACAUCGUCAUCUUCAUCUGUGACGAAGCGCCUCCCUCUGCACUCCGUCGAUUUGGACAGGCGCGUCAUUGCGCGUGUGCGCCCUCGCGUUGCCCUCGCGAAGAAAAUAACGAACCACACGCUUGCGAAGGAAAAGUUAUCGUCUGAAAAUGAUUGGCUGCGGUCCGCGGCGGAUGAUUUGGGGGUUGAUUACGACAGUGAGGAAUGGGAUCCCACGGCUAAGGGGAAGGGACAGGUGGAAGGGGGAGAGGCGGUGGGAGAGAGGUGCGUGAAAAAGCGUUCGGGAAGUAUGACGAAGGCAGAGGUUACGGCUCUCAAGGCUCAGCUGAGGGAGUUGUUGAGGAAGCGGAUUAAUAUGGGGGUAAGCGAGAGGUAUUUGACAGCAGGUCGUGUGGAUAUUGAGGCCUUGCUGGCUGGAGGGGGGAACAAGGCAUUCCUGGGACAGGUAGGGGAGUUGGAUUUCUAG